UCUACCACUGGGUUGGGUACAGGAACUUAUUCCGUUGGCAGCCGAUACACCUGAUCAGAGAGUACCUUGGCGAAAGGACAAAUAUGACGACCUAAGAGUGUGCAAAAAGUGUCGCAGUGCGAAGACUUGUCCCUACCGGUUCAUGGAUGAUUACGAAAAGGAAGUGAAAUUUAAAGUUUUUAUCGACAACCCAUACAACCUUCUUGCUAGCUACGUGGCGAUAAUGGGGCUACUUUUGCUGUACGCAUUGUGGAGGAGGAGAGAUUACUAUUUGUCGUGGAUGUGGGAGACUAAUGAGAAAUAUGAUAAGAAAAUGCCAAGACCUGAAUUUAGACCAACGGAGAGAGUUCCACCUUACGUCACUUAUUCGUUUAAGAUGAAUCCGAAACUGCUAGGGUCUCUCAGAGAUAUUAACUUCACUAAGAUAUUGAAAAAGUGUGUCGAAUUUUUUGUUCUACUGAUUUUGUUAGUUGUUUGCGUGUUCGUUUAUAUAUCACUAAUGAUACUGUUUUCAAACUUGGUACUGACCAAAUUUCACAAGUUAGAAGUGACAGUUAAAGAAAAAAAAUUACGAGUGGACCAAUCUAAGUAUAACUAUUACUGUAUGGACAUACUGGGUACUCUUAACGGGAUUUUUGUCUUGUUUGCAGAAACGUUGUGGGUUAGUCUAGCGAAGGCACUGACAGACCUUUUGAACACACGCACUCAACUGGAUUAUGAGAGAAGUCACGUUUUCAAGCUAUUUGGGAUGAGUUUGAUUAUCAAUUUCAACUUGAUUUUCUUCUAUGCUUUUUUGAAGGGUGCAUUUUAUACAUUUCCACACGAUCGUGACAGGAAAAAUAUGUACUUAGGGAUAUCAGACAUGAACUGUGGCAUGGGGACGUGUAUCGAUGAACUAUAUUUGAUAUUCCUGUCUACUUUCAAGGUUAAGAAGAUUUACCAGGAAGUUAUAAGUCUACUAAAGAGGAGGAAGCUCAAAACGGACGUGUUUCCAUUGGACGACGGGUACGUUGACGUGCCGUGCUGGGAAAGGGAAUACCAACUACUGCCUGUCACUCAACACUACAUUAUGGAUAGACUCAACAAAAUAUUCAUCUUGCUCUGCCAAGGCACAUUCUUCGUGUGUAUAUUUCCGUUGGCGCCAAUAAUUAUAUUCAUGUUUUGCGUUUGGGAAAUAAGGUACUGGGCUAAGGAACUCAUUGUUCACAGCCGGCGACCCCUUAUACCCCAAAACUGGGGAUUAUCGAUGUGGAAGUAUGUUCUGCUUUUCAUGCCGUUUUGUGCUGCAUUCGUCAACUCGCUGACGUGGGCGCGUCACACACAUUACCUGGAUAGACAGAUGAAUGACCGGUACUUCCGCUGGGUCGUGGAGCGCCGCUUUUUCGCUGACCACUACAUGGGCUUCUUCGAGUUUAGCGACACGAAACUAGUUGACAAUGAGCUGGAUAUAGGUCCUGGUCCCAACGACACAGUACCAGACUUCUGCAUGUUCCCAGGCAUGUUUCCUCUACCAUACAAUAAGGGAUAA
Messenger RNA from Pectinophora gossypiella (pink bollworm), 1528 nucleotides. RefSeq names its product anoctamin-3-like. Gene Ontology annotation, molecular function: chloride channel activity. Bases 143 to 1528 code for a protein of 461 amino acids. The record is from RefSeq and is a predicted model, not a curated record. Lineage: Eukaryota; Metazoa; Arthropoda; Insecta; Lepidoptera; Gelechiidae. Gene Ontology annotation, biological process: chloride transmembrane transport. The transcript has 12 exons.